AAACUACCGAGGCAAACAAAGGACUGAGGCUCGCUCUCCUCCACAAGUGGAAGGCGCGUUGAGACGGUGCUCUGCAGUUUUUGUUUUUGUUUUCCAAUGGAUCACUGUUCUGUUGGCUUUCCUUCUCAUCAAGCCAGCCACUUCUCCUUUGUUAGCCGUUGUUUUCCUUCAAAGUAAAGUUGUCCGCUGUCCACUGUUUUCAAUGUUCUGGAAUACUCGUCAUGAUGAAUACACGAAGUCGGAGACCUAUUGUUUCAACGGAAACCCGUCCUGCGGCAUGUCAGCUAUGUGGCUAUGAUGACGAGGAUGUUCUGCUUUACGGCGAGAUGUUCAAGGGAGCCGUUACUGUGCACCACUACUGCAUGCUGUCAGCGGAUGGUUUACCGCAGAACGGUGGAGAUGACGAGGGUUUCAUGGGAUUCCUGGUCAAGGACAUCAAAGCCGAGCUACAGCGACCUCGGCAGAAAUGCUCCUACUGCCAACAGCCAAAUGCACGCGUGCGCUGUAUGUACGGCGGCCGUGUACGUCCGUGUGGCAAGUACUUCCACUACCCGUGUCUGCUGCAUCGCCAGGGUAUCAUGCAGUUCUACGACGACUUCCGUACACUUUGCAGCGAGCACCGACCGACGCAAAAGCAGCUGAUCGGCAAGCGCAGGCAGCGUUGGUGUCAGGAGGCGUCCCUCUGCUCGUCGUCGUCAUCGCUCUCCCCAUCGGCAUCGCCCUCUUCUUCCAUGCAUGCUAGCAGUGAUGUGUGCACCAGCGCGAUGUCCUCUCAAGCCUGUCCGUACUGUAUGGAACCAGUGGGUGAUAUCAACAGCUACGAUGUAUUACUGGGUCCCUGCUGCAAGCGUGGCAUCUACCACCGCGAGUGUUUGCAGAGCCAGGCACUGUCGGCUGGCAGAUAUUUCUUCCGCUGUGGAAUGUGCAACAACAGUAAAUCCUUCCUGGCUGAGAUGAUGCGCAUGGGCAUCAAUGUACCCAUCCAAGAUGCUGCAUGGGAAACGGAGGAUGGUGCGUUUGAGGAUCUCCUUACUGUGUACUCGCAUUGCGACGCCGACGUAUGUCUGUGUGAGCAAGGGCGAGAUCAUUCAGCAGAUUCUGGAGCGUUUAGCAUCAAGCGCUGCGACCACUGCGGCCAGGCGGCCACCCACCUGCGCUGCUCCGGUUUCAGCGCCUGUCCGGGCGAAUGGCGAUGUCCACUCUGUACCAGCAUUCUGACAAAGGCACAUGAUCAACUGCUUGCUAACUCAGCCACUGACACCACUACUGACAAUGCCAGCAGCAGCAGCAGCAGUACUAACAACAACAGCAGCAGCAGCGGCAAUGACAUCAAUUGUCUUUCCAGGAGCUCGACAGCCGUGCCGCGGCAUUCGAGUCCAACCGUGCACGCCAGCCCCAGCACUAGCAAGGCUGCUUCACGACGCGGCAGUCGCGGCAAUCACGCCUCACCUCCGCUGCCUAGCCCGCCGACCGCAUUGCUGAGUUCCUCGUCGUUGCCGUUGUCCUCGCGUAGCCGUCCCUCCUUAUCGUCAUCAUCGUCAUCUCUAGUCUCGCUUGGGCUGUCACCCGUCACCGGCGGACCCCUCAUGCCGUUGUUAUCGUCGGUGUCAUCAUCGACGUCACCACUGACGUUUAGUCUCGAUGCCCUUGCUAAUGCCGUCGCUGGUUUACGCUCCUGCUCCUCAAUUCCCGGUACUCCCGCCAUCGCCGCCGUUGACAGUGAUCUGCAUCAUCGUCGUCGGCGUAGUGUGGCCGCUGCACUUGCCACAUCCGCCGUCUCCGCCAACACACGCCAUCGCACUAGUUGCGCCGCAGCAGCCAGGCGUUGCUCCCUAGCCAUGACGUCAUCACCACGGCAACGGAGACGGCAGUCCCGUACAUCACCGGCGGCGCAGCCACCCUACAAGCUGCGGUGUGACGCCGCGCCAUCGUCGUCGUCGCGAGUAGCGACUUCCUCACUUGCUGCGCCGCGGCGGCGAAGAUCACAGCGGUCGUCAAGAGGCUGCCACCAUCGGUUCGAUCGCUCCGACCUGUAUUACUCCGCCGUGUCGACGGGUCCGGUGGCGACAGCAGGGCAUUGCAAUGAGCAGCAGGAGCAUGCUGAGCUGGACCCGCGGAAUCAUCAUCAUCGCCGACGGCGCACUCCCUAUACAUCCAUGCCUUACAGCAACAGCAGCAGCAGCACUAGAGCAGGUAGCGCUUCGGGACCACCUAGAUCCGCUCAGGCCUCACCAUUACUUCCAACCGCUUACUCCUACUCCUCAUCGUCGUCAUCGCCAGUGCUAGAUUGCCCUGCCGUGACCCCGCCGACGUCUCGGUCAAGCUCCGGCUUGACGAGUGACGCCGGUUCCGCGGGGGACUCAUCCGCACAGCUACUCUCACCACCGCAGUCGUCAUCGUCGUCGUCGCCGACAUCGUGCCAUUCUCUGCCGUCGAUAUCGGUGUGCGUGGACGAUGCCGAGUGGGUCGAGGUGGUCGUGGACGAGUUCUGUCCGGGACAGAACGUGGUGCAGUGCUCCGAGUGGUCGCCGAACCGCACCAACAACUGCCUCGUUCAGCAGCAUCCCGAGCCACCGACGUCGCUGCUGUUCGAUGCCAGUAUGCUGGUCGAUGUGCACCUACCCACGCCACGUAACUCGUCACCGGAUGAGCCACCAGUACCUUGUGACUGCUCCGGCAACCGCUUCACCUGCCAUAGCACUGGCAGCAAUAGUAGUAGUAAUGGCAGCAGCAGCAGCAGCAGUAGCAUUAGCAGUGAAGUAGACUCUAAUCUAACAAGUGGCUACAACUCGGCCUGUUCGCCUUUGCUCUCACAUCGCCCAGUGUCGCCAACUACCUCUAGUGUGGAGAGCAACCAGUGUGAACCGUUGCUACGGCCUCUGACACGCUAUCAACAGCAGCAGCAGUCACGUCAGCAGGCAACGCAUGCUGGAAAUGCCGCUUCGACUACCAGUCAGCGCACCAGUGCCGGAGAUGGUCGCCGCGAGGGAAAGCGGCUCUCGUCACGAGCACAGCUACAGCUUCUAUCUCGCCAAUCAGCAACGUUCUCCCCUGUGGCUUCGCCGCGGCAACCUCUGUCUCCUUCGCCGUUGCGCCGCUCUGCUCAGUCUACUAGGCUGCGGGUCAAGUCUUCUCGCCGUAAACCCAGUUCGCGGUCAAGGACUUCCAAGCGCCCUCCGAAGAACCGCUCACAAUCACAAUCAUCACCAUUGCCUGCGGGUGUGUCGAAACUGUCCCGCAACGGCCAGUCCGUGGCUCCGUACCGCUUUCUCCGCCGUGGCGGUCGCCACCAUGACGACCGCAACCAUGACGACAACAACACCGCGUGGAGUGUGCCCAGUGCACAGCCGCGGACAACACCACCGCUGACAACAGAGGAGGAGGAUAUCACACACCCGUCCAAGUCAGUUUCGCACGGCUACCUGCGCACCAAGAGGCGCCUGCGUGCAGUUGUCGUGCCGCGCAUGCAUGCCACCACCGUCACCAUGGCAACGUAGUGUCGCUGGACGUUGUUACCACUGAUCAUGAUGGCAGUUAGGACUUCAAUUGAAAAUUGUUUUCUAGGUAUGUUCUGCUGUCAAAUUCGUACUUACUGCCAUGGCAACUGCUAUGCAAUGCUGUAAAGCCGGCUGGAUGUAUUCAAUUGCUACUAGUGUUGCAAGUGAUGUCUUUUUUUACUGCUUUCCACUUUUCAAGUUCCCGGUCUUAGUAUUAUAGAAUUGAUUGUUCCACGGCAUUUUCCACUACUAACCCCCUUAGAAUUUCUGCUGGUGUAUGUAUCAUUGAAAUGUUGCAUGGCAUAACCCACCCUAUGUACACUGUCUCUCUCUCUCUCUCUCUCUCUCUCUCUCUCUCUCUCUCUCUCUCUCUCUCUCUCUCUCUCUCUCUCUCUCUCUCUCUCUCUCUCUCUCUCUCUCUCUCUCUCUCUCUCUCUCUCUCUCUCUCUCUCUCUCUCUCUCUCUCUAGUUAGUAUACUGUGAGCACUUGAACUGUUGUAAUAAUACACUGUUCGUCUUAGCUUUUUCCAAAUUUCUUUUUAAGUUUUAUUUGUGGAUUCACUGCGUUUAGCUGUUCCUGUUUUCUUUUUUAAAUAAUACUUUUUAGUGGUUUGAGCAUGCUUCAAAGCCGCUCGCUGUUGCCCACACAUGCACCACCGUGGCCGUCCAGUCCCCUCACGAAACACACCCUAGUCACUCACUGAAAUGCUGUCUUGUUCUCGUAUCAGGCCCGCGCGCAACUUUGUGAUGUUCUUUGCUUUGCUUUGCUAUGCUUUGCUGGCCUGUGCUUAUCGUAAUACGUAGGCGCUUGAUCCACCGGUGCUCACCGAUAGACUGCAUGGCAUAUACGGCCUCGUAACAAUCUUGACUUUCUGGAAUCUUGCUGAUCUUCUGGCUAGAAACACUGGCUACCGUUGAAAAGACGUUUUACUGCACGCUGUGA
This is a messenger RNA of Sycon ciliatum, 4440 nucleotides long. RefSeq names its product mucin-5AC-like. Bases 222 to 3497 code for a protein of 1091 amino acids. Gene Ontology annotation, cellular component: nucleus. The transcript is spliced from 8 exons. NCBI's taxonomy places the organism in Eukaryota, Metazoa, Porifera, Calcarea, Leucosolenida, Sycettidae. The record is from RefSeq and is a predicted model, not a curated record.